UAUUUAUUUUCUGUAAUUUUCGCUUCCGCUUCUUUCCAUGGAAGAAAAUUCCAAUAUGAAUUAAUUAAAUUAAUUAACCCACUAUUAAUAUAAAAGAGUGAAAGCGUUGUGGAUUUUUUCCCCUUUGUUUAAGUUUUAAUUUGCUCUAAUUUUGAUAUGGGCAGCACCUUCUUCUCUAUACCAAUAAAGCGAACCAUGCCCGACCCGACCCAUUCUGCUAACGGACCCUCCAAGCGUUCCAAGCCUCCGUCUACUACUCUCUACAUCCCUCCCGGCCAGGUGGCCUUCCGUCUCCUUUGUCACGUGUCGCGUGUCGGGGGCAUCAUCGGCAAGUCGGGCAGCGUCAUCAAGCAACUGCAACAGGCUACGGGUACCAAGAUCCGAAUCGAGGAUGCCCCGGCCGAAUGCCCCGACCGGGUUAUUACCAUCAUAGGUCCUAAUGCUGUUAAUACCAAGGUUGUGCUUGACCUUGGCGGCGACGGUGAGGGUGGUAGUAGAGUUGAGGAAAUCGAGGUGUCCAAGGCGCAGGAGGCGCUGGUGAAGGUAUUCGAGAGGAUUCUGGAGGUGGCGGCUGAGAGCAAUGGGGCAACCUUGGGGAUGGUUUCUUGUCGGUUGUUGGCAGAGGUUAAGCAAGCUGGGGGUGUGAUUGGGAAAGGUGGUAAAGUAGUGGAGAAGAUAAGGGAAGAAACUGGGACCAAAAUUAGGGUUUUGACGGAUAAUCUACCGGCUUGUGCUAGCCUUAAGGAGGAGAUUGUGGAGAUUGAAGGAGCUGUUUUAGCUGUAAAAAAGGCGCUUGUUGCUGUCUCACACCGCCUCCAAGACUGUCCUUCCGUCAGUAAAACAAGGGCAAUUGAAAACAGAAGCAUUGAACCAAUUCUAACAGAGACUUUGCACAGACCUAUUGACUUACUUCCCCGAGAGAGUUUGCGCAGGGCUAUUGAGGUAUAUCCUCAGGAGACUUCGCACAAACACAUAGAGGUGGUUCCUCAGGACCCAUUCCGCAGACCUAUUGACGUUAUACCUCAGGAAUCAUUUCAUAGACACAUUGAGGCUGGUUCACAUGAGGCUUUACCUGAUUUGCAUGUAGAUCAUCUUUCACAGCGUAGUUCCAUGGUACCUAGUAUACCCAGUGACUCUACCAGUUAUGCCACCAAAAUUCAUCCUUUGUCUCUGAAGCCCGAGAAGGCUCCUCCUUUGGAUACUAGAACAUUUCAGCAGGAAGUGGUUUUCAAAAUUCUUUGCUUCAGUGAUAGGGUUGGUUGUGUUAUUGGAAAGGGAGGUGCAACUAUUAAGGCCCUUCAAAGUGAUACUGGAGCUACCGUUACCAUUGGAGCUGCAAUCACUGAUUGUGAUGAACGGUUGGUUACUGUUACUGCAUCAGAGAAUCCAGAAUCACAGUAUUCUCCAGCACAAAAGGCUGUUGUCCUUGUUUUUGUAAAAGUUUUUGAGGCUUCUAUUGAAAAGGGUCUAGAUUCAGGCGCAGGUAAGGGUUCAAAUGUCACUGCCCGGCUCGUAGUUCCUUCAACCCAAGUUGGCUGUCUGUUGGGAAAAGGAGGGGCCGUAAUAUCUGAAAUGCGCAAAGCAACUUCUACCAGCAUACGGAUUUUAGGGAAGGACCAGGUCCCUAAGUGUGUCAGUGAAAAUGAUCAAGUGGUACAGAUUUCAGGAGGGUAUUCGAAUGUAAAAGAUGCUAUAUAUCAUGUGACUGGUACAUUGAGAGAUAACCAUUUUUCUACCUCUAUGAGAACUGUGGGAGCAAAAAGCAGUUCCUCAGUUUUAACAGAGACCAGUCCUUAUGAAAGAUUUUUGGAUAAUUCCCCUCUUGAGUUGCAAGCAUCAAGUGGAGUUUCUCACAGUCUUGGUUGGCAUACUUCUUUGGCAAUGAGUAAUACGGAUUCCUUUGGACUUUCUUAUAGCUUAGAUCGGCCUCGUUCACCAGGAUUGUGGACAUCAGAGAUGGCUACUGGAUUGAAUCCAAGGAGCAUCAUAGACAGUGGAAGAGGACUGACUUCUUUUAGAGGUGGAUUAGAACUUGGCAGUGGAAACAAAUCUGCUGUUGUGACAAAUACAACUGUAGAGAUUAGAGUUCCUGAGAAUGUUAUUGACUCUGUUUAUGGGGAGAAUGGUCGCAAUCUAGCUCGCUUAAGAGAGAGAAUAUGGUCUUCUACACUAUCCGUCAAUGAUGGUCACCUGGAGAUUAACAGAACAAUAUUUGGGCAUAAAUACUUCCCAUAAGAUUUUCAAAGCAUAUAUUCUUGAAUUUAGAGAAAAAAAAAUGGUAGAUGGUCAAAGAACGAAAGCAGUUGGUAUGUUACAUGAACUACCAAAAUAUGUAUGUUUCACUGAUUUUGAAGAAUGGAUUGUUUGAAACAAAAAUUGUCAAUUGAUCCUACAAUAGCAAACGAGGAAGUGUCUUGAGAUCGAACUACCCCUUCUCAGAGAAUCCGACCAGAUAAUGAUAUUUGUAAAAUAAGCUUAACACACUUGUUAGUUUGACUCCAUGUUGUUCGGACUUUUAAUUUUUCUUGAAGUACCCCCCGUACCUAA
Molecule: messenger RNA, 2547 nt
Organism: Gossypium raimondii (Peruvian cotton)
Lineage: Eukaryota; Viridiplantae; Streptophyta; Magnoliopsida; Malvales; Malvaceae
Product: KH domain-containing protein HEN4
Exons: 7
Coding region: 157-2235 (692 amino acids)
Biological process (GO): regulation of gene expression
Cellular component (GO): nucleus; cytoplasm
Molecular function (GO): mRNA binding
Source: RefSeq, a predicted model, not a curated record